AUGUCGCCUACUUCGUUGGGUGAUAAUGGUGUCAGUCCUCCCUUUGCCGGUCCUGGUCCAGGUAGUGUGAAUGCUAUGACAUCGUCCCCAUCUGCUCGCGUGGGAGAAGGGCCGAGCCCCCUAGGCGUUCGACCCGAUCGACCUUGUGAUGGCUGUCGACGUCGCAAGAGUCGCUGCGUCAUCAAUCCCGAUGCUGCUUCGUGUGUGAUGUGCCAAUUCCACAAGCAGGCCUGUACCUUUAUCGAAGACGCCGCUCCACGGAGACGGAAGCAACCCAACAACAACACCAACAAUAACCACGUCUACAACAACCACAACACCGUCACUGGAGGCACUGCCACUUCCGAGAAUGCUUCGGUGGCUUCCCUAGCUCGGCAAAGACGCUCAGGUUCCGAUGGCAACGGCCAUGCCCCACGACGGCAAUCUGCUGAAUCCAUUCGAAUCGGUCCUGUCAUCGACGAUUAUGCAAACUUGCAGGGCGAGUCAUUGCUCAAAAAAACCUUGGGGCUGCAAAAUCAUAGAUAUGCAAAAUACAUUGGUCCGACCGAUGAGCAUGACUUUGCACUGUUAGAUCUUCGACUGUACGACGACAUCAAGGGUGAAAGUCCCGCCGACCAGGGCUCCUUCCGCAAAGUCGGUCCCAAUGAAUUCUUCCACCAAUACGCCGACUCGGACUCGCCCAACCAUGCUAGGGAGGUCGAGGAGCUCGACAAUAUCGAGCGCAUUGUCGCCCCUCACGGCGAGGCUCUGAUAAGGCUCUACUUUCGGAUUGUCCACCCCACCUUUCCCAUACUGCAUAAGAAGGUCUAUCUGGAGAAGUAUGGCCGGACCCAUCGGGAGUUCUCCCCUCCCCUGCUCGCUGCCGUCUACAUCCUGGCGUUGAACUGGUGGUCAUACAGCAUCGAGCUCGCGAGGCAGACAAAGCCCAACGUCGCCGAACUAGAAGAUGUCGCGUACCGGACGUUACAGGAUGUGUCGCAUCGAGCAAAGUUGUCUACGGUCCAGGCAGGGCUUCUCCUGCUCCAACGACCGGGUAGUAAUCAGGCCUGGCAGCUGACGGCCCAGCUUGUUGCCAUUGGCCAGGAUCUAGGCCUACAUCUGGACUGUUCAAACUGGCGAAUACCUUCGUGGGAAAAAGGGCUUCGGAAACGACUUGGCUGGGCUCUUUUCAUGCAGGACACAUGGUCGGCCCUGAUCUACGGACGGCCGCCUCACAUUUCAAACACCAACUGGGCCGUGCAGCCGGUGAUCAGCAGUGAUUUUCCCGAAAGCGCCGCGGACGAGGACGAGGAGGACGGUAGCACCGAAGUCGAAAAGGGGCGUACGUUGUUCAGCGCCAUGAUCACUCUAACUAAGAUGCUGGCCGAGGUGUUGGAGGAACUCUACUCGCUGAGGGCAGAGCUCGAGGUCAAGAACUCGUACGACAGCACCAAGGCCAUCCUCGACCGCGCCAAACCGAUACAACUCAAGCUGCGAUCCUGGUAUGCUGAGAUGCCCGAGACACUGCGCAUGGACGCCACCAGGGUCGGCAAGCUGAGCUCGGUGGGCUACCUGCACCUGGCCUACUUUGCCACUGAAAUCACACUGCACCGACGGAUUCUACGCUCGCUCUCGCCCAAUACCGACCCCUAUAUGAUCCAGAUAUGUCGGUCGGCGGCCAAAGCCAGGCUGAUUAGUGCUAUGGACUUUUUCAACCGGCUCAAGCCCGAGCACCUCCAGUCGUUCUGGUACUUUGCGUCCAAGUUCAACUUUGCCCUCAUUGGCACUUUUGCCGGGCUGUGCUUUGUCACGUCGGUGAGCCAGGAGGAGGCCGAAUUCUACCAGAGGCGGCUGCAGGAGUAUAGGUGGACGCUGCGGGUCUCGAAUAAGAGCGCCGAGUUCUUGGAGAUUGCCAGCGGCAUCUUGGAAUCGGCUGUGGGAUCGCUGCUGAAGGCUGCUGACGCUAUUGACAGUCGGCGGUGGUCAUUCCCCAUGCUCUCACAGCAGCAGCUGCCCGAUGAUGACACGGCGAUGGACUCGUUCUUCCCCAGCACCGACGACGCGUUUUUCGAUACACAGAUGGAUUCUUGA
Messenger RNA from Fonsecaea pedrosoi CBS 271.37, 2070 nucleotides. RefSeq lists its product as uncharacterized. The transcript is spliced from 4 exons. The coding region runs from base 1 to 2070 and encodes 689 amino acids. The record is from RefSeq and is a predicted model, not a curated record. Gene Ontology annotation, cellular component: nucleus. Gene Ontology annotation, molecular function: zinc ion binding; DNA binding; DNA-binding transcription factor activity, RNA polymerase II-specific. Gene Ontology annotation, biological process: DNA-templated transcription. Lineage: Eukaryota; Fungi; Ascomycota; Eurotiomycetes; Chaetothyriales; Herpotrichiellaceae.